Messenger RNA from Cyclopterus lumpus (lumpfish), 2778 nucleotides. RefSeq names its product 5'-nucleotidase domain containing 3 (gene nt5dc3). The record is from RefSeq and is a predicted model, not a curated record. The coding region runs from base 119 to 1855 and encodes 578 amino acids. Gene Ontology annotation, molecular function: 5'-nucleotidase activity. NCBI's taxonomy places the organism in Eukaryota, Metazoa, Chordata, Actinopteri, Perciformes, Cyclopteridae. The transcript has 14 exons.
UAAAAAAAAAAGCACCCAUCCAGGGGACACUCUCGGUAUUUACAGAAGAGCUGCUGAACUGCAUGCAUUGGUCCGGCAGCCCACCGCGACCUACACCCGGGCUGCAACCCGAAGAGUCAUGGCGCCCUUGUCUUUGCCCCUGUCGUCUCUCCUGAAGCACAAGGACUGUCUGCAGAAGGCGAACGCGUUUUGUAAUGUGUUACAGAGUUUACACCACCGGCCGUGCACGUCUCGCUUAUGGAAACGGAGUUUCGGUGCGGUGGCCCACGGAGUCGGUCAAUUACUGUCACACCGACCCGGAUCCCCAAACUACGCAGCAUCUGUGUGUCGCAGCUCUUCGGCCGGCCAGGACAUGACAGAGCGGCUGCGGGCUGUUUACAACGAGACCAAGAAGCAGACUGAAGCUUUGAUCCCGGCCAUUUUCACCAACUCCAUCAACCCUGACACCAUUUUUGCCAACAACGAGAUGAGCCUACGAGACACGGAGAUCUACGGCUUCGACUACGACUACACCCUGGCUUUCUACUCCAGGCACCUGCACACCCUCAUCUUCAACAUAGCCCGGGACAUUCUUAUCACUAACCACAGGUAUCCAGAGGGUCUGAGAAAGUACGAGUAUAUUCCUAAUUUUGCUGUAAGAGGACUUCACUACGAUGUUCAGAAGGGGCUGCUGAUGAAGAUAGAUGCUUUUCACUACAUCCAGUUGGGAACUGUAUACAGGGGUCUUGAUCCAGUCCCUGAAGAGGAAGUAAUUGCCAUGUAUGACGGUUGUCACGUACCUCUCGAGAACAUGAGCGACUUCUAUGGCAAGAGUUCCCACGGCCACACCAUGAAACAGUUCAUGGACAUAUUCUCCCUGCCCGAGAUGACUCUCCUGUCUUGUGUCAAUGACUUCUUCAUGAGGCACAACAUCGACUAUGAGCCAGUGCAUCUCUACAAAGACGUGAAGGAAGCCAUUAGAGACGUUCACGUCAAGGGCAUCAUGUACCGAGCCGUGGAGGCAGAUAUUGAGAAAUACAUUUGCUAUGGCGAGCAAAGCCAUGCUGUGCUGAAGAAGCUGUCCGAGCAUGGGAAAAAGAUGUUCCUCAUUACCAAUAGCCCAUUUGACUUUGUGAACCGAGGAAUGAACUACAUCGUAGGGAAGGACUGGCGAGACCUGUUUGACGUUGUGAUAGUUCAGGCUGACAAACCUGGUUUCUUCAAUGACAGGAGGAAACCUUUCAGGCGAGUGACAGACAAAGGUGCAUUGCAGUGGGACAGGAUUCACAAGUUGGAAAAAGGGAAGAUCUACAAACAGGGAAACCUUUAUGAGUUCCUGAGACUCACCGGCUGGAGAGGAUCCAAAGUGCUCUACUUCGGUGAUCACAUCUACAGUGACUUGGCAGAUCUGACACUGAAACAUGGCUGGAGGACGGGCGCCAUCAUCCCUGAGCUGAGGAAGGAGAUCAAGAUCAUGAACACGGAGCAGUACAUGCACAUGAUGGCCUGGUUACAGGCGCUGACUGGACUUAUCGAGCAGAUGCAGGUGCACAGGGAUGCAGCAUCUCAAGCCGUCGUGGAGGAGUGGAUACAAGAGCGAGAAGCCAUGAGGUCACAGACGAAGGACAUCUUCAACUCUCAGUUCGGGAGUCUCUUCCGGACGUACCACAACCCCACCUACUUCUCACGCCGGCUCUCGCGCUUUGCGGACAUCUACAUGGCCUCCAUCAGCUGCCUGCUCAACUACGACUUCCAGCACACCUUUUUCCCUCGCCGCACCCCCCUGCAGCACGAGGCCCCCUUCUGGCCUGAACACGGUCCUGCUGGUAUUAGCGUCUCCUCUCAGCUCAGCAAGAUGAACGCAGACUCCGAUUAGAGAGAGAGAGAGAGAGAGAGAGAGACUUGAUCUCCAUUGCUGACUUAUUUAAUUUUAGAAGAUGCAUGCUACAUUUUAAGAUGUUUAACUAGUAACAAUCAAGUAGACUGUUGAUGUUAAUUGGACUUUAAACUAGUUAGUUACAAACGUUAAAGUCAGUCUUUAAGAGGACCAGUGGAUUUGUGCUAUUUAAGCAAAAGGACACUUAACUUAACACAUUAUUAUUAUAUUACGUUAUGUUUUCAUUUAAGAAAUGGACACUUUGUACUUUACAUUUUAGUCACACAGAAUUUGAAACAUUGAAUGCACUGAUUGUGUGAGUGUGUGUGUGUGUGUGUGUGUGUGUGAGAGGUAUUGUAAGAAUGUAUGCAAAGAUGCUGGAUUUACACAGUCUAAACAACGGGGGGCAGUCACGCAUCGUCUCUAUUAUGUGUCUCUGGAGUGUAAAUGGAAGAUUACCUUUGCAUUUUUUCCUAUCCUUUGUGUCAGUAAAACUAGAGAGACACUGGACUAGACUGUCAGUGAAAUGGGAAUACUCAGAUGGGACAUUUACAUUACAAACUCUGCUGCCUUAAUCUACUUUGUGGCAUUACUGCAAUGUGUGUAUUUUUGCUAUAGUCUAAUGUAAUCUGUGGUAAUGAAGCUUUUCAAAUGUUACAUCUUGGUUCAUCUCAUUUUGAACUGCACAUUUAUGGCCUGAGAUCUUUGUAUUUAAUUGUCUGAACGGGUUCCACACAUCAAGUCUAAUUUUAGCACGUGAGAAAUGUUCUUAUUAGUCAGGAAAAAAUAGAGCAUUUGUGUUAUAUUUAGCAAGAGUGUUGCUAUUUGAUCUGUUCAGGCAUGAGUUCCAUUGGGUUUCACACUUCUGCAGAAAACAUGUGACAUGUUUUUACAUGUGCUGGAAUAAAGGCUUAAGAAGAAUG